This is a messenger RNA of Mixia osmundae IAM 14324, 1147 nucleotides long. RefSeq lists its product as uncharacterized. The record is from RefSeq and is a predicted model, not a curated record. Lineage: Eukaryota; Fungi; Basidiomycota; Mixiomycetes; Mixiales; Mixiaceae. The coding region runs from base 1 to 1071 and encodes 356 amino acids. Gene Ontology annotation, molecular function: oxidoreductase activity. Gene Ontology annotation, cellular component: membrane. The transcript is spliced from 2 exons.
AUGCCUCGCUUCGACAUCAACCUGGGCUUCAAGCUCGAUCAGUUGACGGUCAAUGCGACCAUCCUCGUCCUGCUCGCUUGCUACAUCGUCUAUGGUCUCGUCGUCAAGCAAGACACUCGACGGCGAGCCCUGCCAGUGCACAAAGAAUGGGUCGUCAUUCUCGGUGCAUCAAAGGGCAUCGGCAAGGCUCUGGCUUUAGCAUACGCUGAGCGAGGAGCGAGAGUGAUGCUCGUUGCGCGAGAUUCAGUCGAACUCGAGGCGACCGCCCAAGCAUGCCGAGCGAUCAAGCCAAGACAUUCUCAGCUCAAGCUGAACCCCUCGAGAGGCAUAGAGACCGUCCAAGCAGACGUAGCGAGCGAAGAGGGCCUGCUCGCUGUCCACCAAAAGGCAAAAGAGCUUUGGGGCUGUGUCGACACGUUGAUCAUCUGCGUCGGCGCGCUCGCUGUCUUGCCUGCGUUUGCACUGACCGGCUCCAUCGAUCCUGCCUCGCCUUUGCACGUCGUUAGAGAUACAGUAUCAGCAGAGGAACUCAAGCAAGCGACAGCCGUCUACGAUAAGAUGGUCAAGCUCAACGCGACGGUGCCGCUCUUGGCCACGCUCACGUUUGCGCCUCUCAUGGCUGCAAAGUCGCAUGCGCCCCGCAUCGCACUGAUCUCGUCCGUCGCCGCAUGCAUCCCAGCGCCGACGCGUGCGAUCUACGCGUCGAGCAAGAGCGCCGGAACAAUGCUCAUGGAAGCUCUUCGUAUCGAAAUGCAAGGCUGGCCGACAGCCAAAAGCAGGAACGGCAGAAACGGGCAUCCUUUCGGCGUGACAGUCAUCUCUCCAGCCACAGUAGAGACCGGUCUCCGCGAGCAAGCCGCAGAUAUGCAUCUCGCUCCUGAUGGUCACAAGCCGAGCGGAUCUAGCAAAGGCCUCUCGCCUGAUCACGUCGCACGUGCCACUAUCUCGGCCAUCGAUCACGAGCAGCGCCACAGCUUCGUGCCCUCCUUCUACUGGUACGCCAGACUGCUACAUGUGAUCAUCCCGAAUGUCAUCGAGCGCGGGGCAAGACGCAAAUACGGCUUCAUGUGAAUGAGAUUGCACGUCACUGUGCGUCAGACUGGUGUUGAUGACUCGAAAUCCUGCGUCGAGUGCUUUUGCGCUGGUG